Myiozetetes cayanensis is the source of this 4911-nucleotide messenger RNA. It is a transcript of the gene LACTB, whose product is annotated as lactamase beta. The record is from RefSeq and is a predicted model, not a curated record. The coding region runs from base 1 to 1569 and encodes 522 amino acids. NCBI's taxonomy places the organism in Eukaryota, Metazoa, Chordata, Aves, Passeriformes, Tyrannidae. The transcript is spliced from 6 exons.
AUGGCGGGGCUGAGCCGGGCCCUGAGCCGGGCCCUGCCGAGCCGGGCUCUGCUGGCUCUGCCGAGCCGGGCCGUUCUGUGCCGGUCGCUGUGCCGGGCGGCGGCGCGGCCCGGGCGGGUCCCCGGGGCCCGGCCGUGGGGCUGGGGGCUGGCGCUGGGGCUGGCCGUGGGGGUCCGGGGCGAGGCGGACGGCGGGCGGGAGGAGGAGCCGCCGCCCCCGCGGGGCUUCGGCGCGGCCGUGGAGCGGAGCAGGGACCUGCUGCGGAGGGUCAAGGAUGAAGCAGGAAUCCCAGGUAUAAUAGUUGGAGUUUCUGUGGAUGGAAAGGAAGUGUGGUCAGAAGGUCUGGGCUAUGCUGACGUGGAGAACCGUGUCCUGUGUAAGCCAGAGACCAUCAUGAGAAUCGCCAGCAUUAGCAAGUGUCUCACAAUGAUGGCAGUGGCUAAACUGUGGGAAGAGGGGAAACUGGAUUUAGAUGCUCCAGUGCAGAAAUAUGUCCCUGAAUUUCCAGAAAAGGUCUACGAGGGUGAAAAGGUCACUAUUACGACCAGACUGUUGGUUUCACACCUCAGUGGGAUCCGUCACUACGAAAAAGACAUCGCAAAAGUAAAAGAAGAGAAGGAAAAGGCAAACAGAGCACUGAGGCCAACAAAACCCCAGCAGGAUAAAGAACAAAGAGAAGGCAAAGGGACUGAAAAACCUGAUUCUGCCAAACCAAGGAAAGAACAGGACGGUGAGACGAGAAGCCGGAACUCAAAACCUGGCAGGAGGGACAGGGAGUUUGAGCAGGAAGAGUAUUACUUGAAGGAAAAAUUUGAAAGUGUGAUUGACUCACUGAAGAUAUUUAAAAAUGAUCCUUUAUUCUUUAAACCAGGCAGUCAGUUCUUGUACUCAACAUAUGGCUUUACUCUCUUAAGUGCUGUUGUGGAGAGAGCUGCAGGACAAAAAUUUACAGACUAUAUGCUGAAAAUGUUUCGUGAUCUGGAUAUGCUGUCCACUGUACUGGAUGACAAUGAAGCAAUGAUAUAUAACAGAGCAAGGUGUUAUGUUUACAACAAAAAGGGUCGGCUGGUCAACGCACCCUACGUGGACAACUCCUACAAGUGGGCUGGUGGUGGCUUUCUGUCCUCAGUGGGGGACCUCCUGAAGUUUGGCAAUGCCUUGUUGUACAGUUACCAAGCCGGACAGUUUAAGAGCAGCGCUGGCAAACUCCUGCCCGGGUACCUCAAACCGGGCACGGUGUCCAUGAUGUGGACGCCGGUGCCAAAAACAGAGGUGUCGUGGGACAGGGACGGCAAAUACGCCAUGGCCUGGGCCGUGGUGGAGAAGCAGCAGCAGUGUGGCUGCUGCAGGCAGCAGAGACACUAUGCAUCCCACACCGGGGGGGCAGUGGGGGCGAGCAGUGUCCUCCUCAUCCUGCCGGAGGAGCUGGGCCCCGGGGCCGGGGGGGCCCCGCCCAGGGGAGUGAUUGUCACCAUUGUGUGCAACAUGCAGUCCGUGUCGCUCAGCGGCACCGCCUUAAGGAUUGCCAGGGAAUUCGACAGGGAAAAACGGGCACAGUGCCCAGACUGAGAGCCUGGCAGUGUGUGACAGAACCCACGUGCUGCAACAGGAACAGUGAAGGGAGGAGGUGGGAUGGGGCUCCGAGAUCACUGGGAAUAUGGGAAGAAAAGGCAUCAAAAGUUCCCUUAAUUAACCUCUGCUAAUGGUGCUAAACUUACAUGUAACUGGAAUUCAUCUCUCAGGGACGUUCCUAACUUACAGAAAAGGAGAAUGUAACAGUCAAGUUUGACUUCCUCUAGUACAUGUGUAAAUAUCAUUGUAUUAGCAGGUUAUUUUUAUCAACCAGUGAAACACUUGACCAAGAUUUAAAAAAAACCCCUAGCAUUGUUUUUUGCACUAAGUAGUACAAAAAAUUAUCUGCCUUUUGAGAAACUUCACACCUAGCUUUGAGCACACAAAGAUGUUAUUUGUUAUUCUCACAGUUCCAGUCUGCCAAAACUGUUCAGUAUUACUUUUUAAAGAAAAAAUUUCACUGUUGAUUUUUGUUUUCCCAUAGCACGUUUCUUUUUUGUUUAAAAAAGCCAACAAAGCCCAAACCUUGAUGCAAACCUCCAGAAUGCAGGUUUAUACCAGAAGCAGGCUUUUGUCAGAGCUGUGGAUUGUUGAGAGUUAGAAAAGAAUGAAGCUAGAGCAAUGUAAGUACAAAUCUUUUUGGUUUUCAGAUGUUCUCUCAUCCAUUUUUAUUGGACACAGAGACUGUGUGAAAAUAAUAGUUUACUGUGCAGUAAGGAGAUUAUUUCUACAGUCAGAUGCACCCAAAUGGCACAACGUGGUGAGCUGCCAAACUGUCCCUUUGCUUUUGAAUGAUCCACGUGCUAAGUUGGGAGCCAGAAAUGGCACUGUAUCCUGUAAUGUAAAUAUUCCUUUGCACACAGGAGUUAGGAACUCAGUGAAAUGUCAAGCCCAUUCUUGAAGCCAGCAGUAGAAGUCUGACAGACUUGGGAGAGGUUUUUUGGAAAACCAUCCUUUGCUCCAGUUGGAGAUGUGCUUCAAGGAGUUACUUUGGCCCAAGGCUGAAAAAGAAACUGUCCUGUGUUCCAAAGAAGCAUUUUCAUAGAAUCAUAGGAGCAAUAAGAUUAGAAAAGACCUCCAAUAUCAUCGACUCCAAGCUGUGGCAACUGGAUCAGAGCACUCAGUGCCUCGUCCAGUUCGUUCCUUGGACACCUCCAGGGUCGGUGACUCCACCACCUCCCUGGGCAGCCCCUUCCAGUGCCUGAGCACCCUUUCAGUGAAGAAAUUCUUCCUGAUGUCCAACCUGAAUGUCCCCUGGUGCAGCUUGAGGCCAUUUCCUCUUGUUCUAUUGCUGGUUCCUGGGAGCAGAGCCCAACUCCCAAGCUCCUCCCCCUCCUUUCAGGGAGUUGUAGAGAGUGCUGAGGUCACCCCUGAGCCUCCUCCUCUCCAGGCUGAGCCCCCCCAGCUCCCUCAGCUGCUCCUCAUGAGAUUUGUGCUCCGGACCCUUCCCCAGCUCCACUGUCCUUCUCUGGACUCACUCAUGUCUUCAUUGGACUUCUCAAUGUCUUCAUUGAAUUCACUUGAGGUGUGAGAUUCUCUAAUCUUUAAUUUUACUAUAGGAAUAUAGUAACACAUAGGAUCUCCAAAAUUUUGCCCCAAAGAUUAACCCCCACCUCACUUCCCCUGCAGUUGCAUCAGACACUGUUUGCAGGCUGAGACAGAAUGGAGUAUCUUGUCAUGAAAUAUCUUCCACUACUUACUUCCCUGCACUCUUUUGCAGCUCUGCUUCUCUGAAUUUAGGGAACAAGAUGUCUUGGAUAACAGCUAGCAGAAAACAGCUCUACCUGCCUCUUUCCCAAGUUAGUGCUUUCAGUAUUGGCUUCCUAGUUGUUACCUGCCCCGUGAUGAACAUUCUGCUGCCACCUCUGUUCCCAGGGGGCCUGUGGUAACAUUUAUCACCCAGCACUGACAAACCAAGACAUUUAAUAUUUUGUGGGAUCAGUGUUUUACCUACAUUUUUAAUUGAAGCUAGUAGGACUGCUUUAGUUUACUCUUCAUCAUUUAAUCAUUCUUGUGCCUUAAAACAGUCAAAGCUUAUACCUAAACCAUUUGCUUGGGGUUUCUGGCCCACUCAGCAAAACUUCACUUUUUUUAUUCGUUAAUGAUGUCAUUAAUAAUUGUCUUUAUCUCAAGACUAUCCAAUCAGUGAAGAAACAGAGAGAACCCUUCUGGAUGAGCUUUCAUUGGCCAGGCAGUAAAUUAUCUCCCCUUCCACUGCAGUGUGAGUAUUAUCUGACAGUUCCAAUACGGAAAGACUGGAGGUGAGCAUCAUCUGCAACAGCAGCUUAUUUUUCCUACCCAGUCUUGAGCACCUCCUGCCUGGUAAACCUGCAGCAGCAGAAGCCAUUGCUUGUUUUACACAGGGCAUGACAAUAAAAAGCUCUGAGUUAGUUGUUUUCAUGUUCAAGGACAUGAAUAGAAAUAGACCAAACAAAAUGUUUUGAACAUAGAAAAUCUGAAAAGUAACGCUUGCUCUAGGAUUUCUAGCAUAUUUGGCUUGUAUGAUGCACCUGUUUGCAAAUGGUAUGUUUCUGAAAACAGCUUUGCACACCUGGGAGAAAAGAAGUUUCAUUCACUGACUGUUGUGUGUGGGUUCAGAGAGAGAUUCAGAACGUGGAAGGUGUAGGUUUAUCCUUGUCUGCAUGUGACCAAACACUAAUAAAUGUAAAUAUCUGAAGUAGGAAAGUGAAUAAUGGUAAGAACUAAGGCAUCUCCAACACCAGGAGAGCACAGAUAGUGUCUCACUCCCCAUACAGAAUAUGUUUAGCCACCAGUUUUUAUAUGCAUACCAUGUUGUUUAGACUGUUCCUCCUGUAACUUAAGGCUUUCCAAAAGCCUCUGUUGUCACAUGGGCAGUGCUGGAGAUGCCAUGAUGUCUACAUUUCAUCUCCCAGUGCCUGGAACUAAAAGGGUCACUGCCAUUCUCUGCUGUGGUGUUUACUAAAUCAUGAGUUCUUACAUUUUGGGUAGAGGAAGAGAAGGCAGAGAGAGGGAGACUAAGAAUUGGUCUGGCCUUGGCAUCUGCAUUCAGGUCACAACUGAACUAAUAGUGCUGCUUUGAUCUUUGUUCUGAAACCAGUUAUUGGAUGGACUGGCAUUACAGGUGGGAAACUGGUCAAUUAAGAGCAACUUUCAUGAUAAACUUAUUCCUGUUUGAACCUUUAUUGUGGAAACAUGGUAUGGCACUGACACAAAACUGUACUUCCCUUAGAAGACAUGCAUAUGCCAUUGGAAUAUCUGUUUCUGUAGCAAACACCUGCCUUUUGAAUCUGCUAAUUACAAGUGUUCACUGCUUGAAAUAACUGAAAUAAAACCUUGCAAAUGCAACCACUUGUUAUA